AUCUCCUAUAAUAGUAAAAUGACCGUCUCGUACAAUUUGGACAUCUCAUCAGUGACAACACUGUCGUUCGUUCGUCUUCUCUUCCGAUGGCGUGGCUCUAUAUGGAAAUCGGUAGUCGUCGAGCUAACGAUAUGGAUAAUUUCGUUCUUGAUUAUCUCGUACGUGUAUCGAUAUGCAAUGGAUGAAGAUGAAAAGAGAAUAUUCGAGAGGCUGGCAGCCUACUGUGAUAAAAAGCUCGACUACAUUCCGCUUACGUUCAUGCUUGGUUUCUUCGUGACCAUAGUCGUCGAUCGAUGGCGUCAAAUUUUCAGCAACAUGGGUUGGAUAGAAGAUGUCGCCUUAACAAUUGCUACACUGAUACGAGGUGAUAGCAAAGAAAUAAUACUUACACGUCGUACAAUAAUCCGAUAUAUGGUGCUUUCGCAGGUUCUAGUUUUUCGCGAUAUAUCGAUGCGGGUGAGACGACGUUUUCCUAAUAUGGAAUCCAUCGUAACGGCCGGCUUCCUACACGAGAAUGAAAAAGUUGAACUGGAAAAAAUCGACAUUGUCUACAAUAAAUACUGGGCUCCUGUUAAUUGGGCACUCACACUGGUUUUUCGUGCCCACAAGGAUGGACACAUUGCUGCUCCACCGUCAAUGAAUUCAUGCAUAAACGAAAUCAAAACAUUUCGAGCAAAACUCGCUCAAUUGUGUAACUACGACUGGGUGCCAAUUCCUAUCGCAUACCCACAAGUUGUGUUUCUGGCCGUUCGCGUUUACUUCUUGAUAUGUCUUGUUUCACGUCAAUACAUACUUAGCGAUGAGGCCAACAAUAGAAGUGUGGUAAGAUUCAUUGCACAUGAAACUAAAAUAAUCCGACCUCGGACUGUUGGGAGCGCACUGGUUAGGGACGCCGUCCAAUACAUGCAUGAGCCGUUGGUUCAAUGUUUUCACAGCGUUGAUCAAUCCUCCCAUUGA
Angiostrongylus costaricensis is the source of this 957-nucleotide messenger RNA. The record is from the annotation of a GenBank genome assembly. Lineage: Eukaryota; Metazoa; Nematoda; Chromadorea; Rhabditida; Metastrongylidae.